UUUGGACAAACUGUUGAAGUAAAUAAGUUCAUUUAGGUGAACAUGGCUCUUUAACAAACAAUAACGCCCUUAUAUAAAUGUUUACAGUGUCAUCUUAAACAAGCAAUUUGUUGACUUAGUGCAGCUGACUGUUCUGUCGUUAGCUUCAUGUAGGGGUAUUUAAGCAUGAAGACGUCGUUUUGGAGCUCCUUUACCUGUAAAUUACAGGUGAGAGUUGACUGCUGUGUUAUACUGCAUUAGAUAUAAAGUUAUACUGCUAUCACUAUAUCGGCAACGUGUUGCUUGUUCAGAAUGGAUGGAAAGCUGUCUAAAGAGAACAUUAGGGGUUUACUGGCCCCGUGGAGGUUCACACUCAUGAACCCUGGGAUCGAAGAAAGGCUGCUGUUGGCUAUGCAACUCUUUGAGCGAUUCCCUUUAGAUAUAUCUGUGACUGGAGGAACCCCCGAAGCCAACGCACAGCUCUGUUCUAUGGUCUGUGGUCUGGACCAAAACCAGAAAAUGGAAGAGGAGAAUGACGAAAAUGAGGAGAGUGAAGAAGACGAUGAGGAGGAGGAGGAUGAUGACGAUGAUGAUGAGGAAGAUAAUGCAGAUGAAGAAGAUGAAGAAGCAAAUGAUGAAGAUGCUAAACGUCAAGACAGUAAGAAAAAGCGUGUGAGGAUAGCAGAAAAAGCUGAGUGUAUGGGGUGGGGUGUUUCUUAUUUUGACUCGAUGGUUUCGCACAGUCAAAUUCCCAAUGUUCGUGUCAAGACAGUACACGGCCAUCCGAUUUCCAAUUGUAUUAUCAAUACGAAAAGCCAGCUGUACGACUCGACAAACUUUGAUGUUCUGGUGGCCCUCACGACAGAAGAGCGCAGGGAAGACCACACGUGGCUCAGGAUAGAGCUGCGCGAUAGAAAUAAGCCUUUCUAUCUGGUGAAAGCCCAGCAGGUGUGGGAUGUGGUCGAUGAGAAACCCUCCGGGCCGUGCUUGACCUGCGCCUGGGAGCGAACGAGAGCUCGCAAACUGGAGUUGCAAAAAAGGGAAAAAGAAACAUUUGGAGAGACGUUGAAAUUAAAAGAUCAAAACCUUCAGAUUCCUUCAGAUGCAGUGAAGUUGCUGGAGAUGAAGGAUAUUGGUGAGGUGUUCGCUAAAGCCCUGCCUGAUCUGCAGAAGACGGCUUUUAGUCAGUUCUUGGUGGCGAUCACGAAAGAGCUUUGGACUCCUAAAUUCAUAGCGGCUGACCCACAGAUUGUGGUCUCCACGGCUUUGAAGUAUGGAAAGAUAAACAAGGACGACCUUGAUACGAUAUCCAGACUCUCACAUCCUAGAGAUGUCACAGACGAUCCCUCCAAGAUUCUGGCGAUCCUCAGAGCUCUCGAUGACUUCCGCCUGGAUAUCGGUGUGUUGGGUGAGACAGGCUGUGGUUCCUCCAGCCUGAUCAAUGUCCUCUUGGGCAAGAAGAACGACGAGGAACAAUCUGCCCCGACUGGUGCUACUGAAACCACUAAAGUGGCUAUGAAAUAUCUCUAUCCUGAGUUAUCCAACAUCUAUCUUGUGGAUCUUCCUGGCUUCGGAAAGAUAAGUGGGCUUAAUAGUCAAUCCUUGGCAUCCAGUUACAGUGAAGCUCAGGUUGCACCUUCUACGCUUGCUUUGUGUGAUGUGUACAUACUGUUGUCUCCUUUAAGACUUAAAUUGGGUAUCAUACAGUUACUGCAGCGGUUGUCCUCAAUGAAGAAAGAAGUUUAUUUGGUGCUCACCAUGGCAGACCUGAUUGAGGAAAAGUUUAUCGAGCAGGUCAGGGAAUGGGCUGAAGGUGUCUUGAAGGAACUGGGUCUCAAGCAGAACUUGUUUUUGGUUUCUGCCCACCAUCCAGAAACCUUGGACUUCCCCAAGCUAAAGGAGACGAUACAUAAAGCCAUACCAAACCAUAAGAAAGUCGCUCUUGCUAGAUAUGCAGCAAAGCUACUGGAUGAAGAUGUAUUCUGGAGUAGAUCUGAUUCAUGCAAAUCUAUGUAACUUUUGCACCGACACAAAGUACCCUGGUAUUGGGUAUUUGCAUUGCUUAUACAAUGGUAUUUUCAAACACUUUACAUGGCACUUUAUCUAUAGUACUGUACUAUAUAGCAGUGGCGAGGCUAUAUAAGGGCCAAGGUGGCACCGGCCCCUCUCAGCUUGACCCCUGGCCCACCCAGUCAGAAAAGACACAAAACAUUUUUAUGGAAAAACCAAAGAAAUCAUGCAUAAAUUAUAAUAAUCUCUUAAAAAAUAAUAAUCACCCAAACACGCAUCAUUCAGAAAUAAAUAAGUAUUUCUUCAUAAUUUGCAUGCAUUUUUUAAAUUAUGUAAUUAUGUAAUGAGAGGGCAUUGAUGUCUACCCUAUUUCACAUUUGAGAUCCAGUCAGUUUAAAAUUUUUGGCCUCGACACUGCCAUAUAGUAAAGUGUAGUAAAAAUUCAAAUAUUAUUUAAGACUAAAAAUUGCUUAUAAGUAUAUAUAUAUAUAUAUAAUAUUUUAUCACGCUUGUCAAGAUCAUGUUUCAUUUGGUGGGUUUAUCUGUUUGACCAGUGGCGCAAAUUAAAAAUGAGUGUUCGGAGUGUCAUGUGUGUGGCUCUUGUUUUCAAAAUAUGUGUUUGUUGCGUCAUGUGAACCAUGUGCAUCACGUGUUUUGUCAAAAUAAGUGCCUGCUGCACACGCGUCAAAACCGUUUAUGAUAAAAGAGACGCUCAAGUUAACAAAAUACAUGCAAGACACUCCCUUAACAGUUAACUCUGGUUAUGGAUGAGAUUAUGUGAGAAUCUGGCAAACGUGAGCUUCUCUUUUAUCAUAAACCCUUCAGACGCGUCUGCAGCAGGCACUCAUUUUGACAAGACACAUGAUGCACAUAGGUUCACUCGACACAUGUUUUGAAAUUACAAACCACACAAAUGACGGGCUACAUACAUGUUGUGACGAACUUCGCAUCAUGUGUCCUCGAAAAAAGAAGUCACCGGCUGCCACUGUGUUUGACUAAGGUUGAACAUUACUCUUUAAACAUGUUUUCAUACAUGCAUGACUGCCAUCCUGAUCCUGGCCUUAUACAUGAAGCAUACUUACAUGUGCUGUUAUUGAUACGACUGAUUAUUAUUUUUAUUACACCAAAUUCCUGCAAAUGCUACUUAUACAUUUUCUGUCUUACAGGCUUAACUUAUGACGUUUCAGAUUUAAUGUACACUCAGAUGCACUGUAAAAAAAUUAUUUGCUGCCUUACAUUUUUAAGUUUAAUCAAAUAUAGUUUAUGUUAACUUACUAUUAUUUAUCUUGACAAGAGAUGAGUUGAUUUAACUUAUAAAAUUAAGUUGAAAUAAGUCAACUUCAUUUUAUAAGUUAAAACAACUCCUCCCUGGUCAAGAUAAAUAAUAGUAAGUUGAAAUGAAGUAAAGGGGACAUUUGACAAGACUUUUUUAAGAAAUCUUUGGGGUCCCCGGACUACAUAUGUGAAGUUCUAGCUCAGAAUACCAUAUACACGAUAAUUUAUUAUAACAUGUUAAAAUUGCCACUUUGUAGGUGUGGGAAAAAUGUGCCGUUUUGGGAUGUGUCCUUUAAAAUGCAAAUGAGUUGAUCUCUGCACUACAUGGGAGUGCCAUUGUUGGAUAGUGCAGAUUAAUGAGCGGUAUUAUUAUAAUAAGACUAUAGCACUUAAACAUAGGAAAAAUCCGAUUUUCAUGAUAUGUUAAAUUUUAAGGCAUGCAGCAAAUAAUUUUUUUACAGUGUGGGUCCCAAGAAAUGGUCCCAAGUUGUCACCAUGUGGCAGUAGCUACUCCUCUAAAAUGUCCUAAUAUAUAUCAACAAGGUAAUUAGUAUUACUUUAAGGAACUAAUAUGUAAUCUUUGUAAUGUGUACUUUUUAAAAGGGUACCACCCGUGUGAAACUCGGGACCAUUUUUCUGACCGUGUACUGAAACACACUUAAAAGAGAUUCUUAUGGGACACAGUUAUGUAUAUUAAAUAUAAUAUAUAUUAUUAAAGACAGGAAUUAUUCACACUGACCCAACAAACACCAACAUUCUGAUUUAGAUUAAAGCGAUUUUUGGUGUUUGAUGGAUCAGUGUGAAACAGUGUUAAGAUCCCAGAUGAUGCUGUUAGUGUCGCUUUUGGUGUUCUGAGUAUUGGUCUGCAGUUGCUAGGGUACUCUGGUGGUUGCGGAUAUUGUUAUAUAGAUGCAAAUGUGUUCUUAUUAGGAUUUUUUAGGAACAAGGUUCUUUAGACUAUAAAAAACUAAAUAAAUUGUUAUUUUAAAUACUUUUGACUAAAUGGUUCUUCUAUAUGGCAUCGCAGUGAAAAACUUUUUAGUACCUUGAUUUUUUGAGUUUUGCUAAGUGGUUGCUACUGGAUGGUUGUUAGUCUGUACAGUAUAUACAGUACCUCAUUUCAAAUAAAUCUGUGACAUUCUGUUUUCUCCUUAA
Messenger RNA from Paramisgurnus dabryanus, 4419 nucleotides. RefSeq lists its product as uncharacterized. Gene Ontology annotation, cellular component: membrane. Lineage: Eukaryota; Metazoa; Chordata; Actinopteri; Cypriniformes; Cobitidae. The record is from RefSeq and is a predicted model, not a curated record. Gene Ontology annotation, molecular function: GTP binding.